AUGAGUGCCGGGGGUCCCAGACUAAAGCUGGAACGGUGGGAUGGUAAGAGGGAGACGCUAGAGCGCUUCCUCGACAACUGUCUCCACGUGUUCCACUUUACGGGACUAGAAUAUCGAGAAUGGGCCGCGUACGCACAGGCCCACAUCAAUGGGAUGCCAGGCGAUACCCUGGUGCAGGAGCGCCGCGGCUGGGCGGAUCGCCAACUGUCAAUUUGGAUGGGACGUCCCGUGGGGCCUGAUCUAGGCUCCGGACACUUGUUCGAUUGGCACAAGUUCACGUCGUACUUGCGCGAAGUGUGGGGUGACAAUCGUAUGUACAGCAGCGCGCUGCACAAGUUGGGAGAAAUAUACCAACGAGGCUUGGUGGACGAGUACGUUGGUCGCUUCCGGGCUCUGGCCGUCACGGCAGAGGCCCAACCGGAGCGCACCCUCCUCAACUUCUUUCAGCGCGGUCUCAACACUGAGCUCCGUCGUCGUCUUGCUCAUAUGGACGACGCGAGGCUCAGCUCGUACAUCUCCGCAGCGAUCCGAGAAGAUCGCAAGGUGCGCGAGGAGAGGGAGGAUGCGGCACGGUGGCGCUCGUCGUCCAAGACGUCAACAACGUCGACAAACGCCGUCGCCACGGUCCGUCGUUCCGCUGCGGAAGCAGCCCCUGGGCCUUCUCGGCUCGCCCCUCGCGGAGGCAAUGCUCCCCGCCCGUCGCCUGUUGCCGGCAUUACUGCCGAGCAAUACAGACAGCGGAGCGAAAGCAACCUCGGCCACCUGUGUGGAAGCCCGGACCACCGUCGGGCUAACUGCCCCCGUCGCAACAAAGCGGCAAUGUUGCAGCUGAUGGCUGCUAAACUCGACCAUGAGGACGAGCAGCGUCAGUUACAGGAGGAGGACAACCUGGACGCCAACGAGGAAGAACUCCGCGAGGAGCUCUUUCCCCAGUCUGACGACCAGGGAAACUAGAGGCCGGCCGGAGCGCUCCCAGCACCGGGCCGGCAGAACUAUGGGAUGUGUUCUCCGCAGCAGCGACCAAUGCUGUCGGAUCUCAGGAUGACCUACCCAGAGGCCGAGUAGAGAACGGAAAGGUGGUGCUGCCCAGACAUCCCCACAAGACAGCGUACGAGUGCAUAGUCAAAGUAAACGGCACUACGGACGCUGCCACACUUAUCGAUGGAGGUUGCACCUCAUCAAUCGUUUUGCCAGAGCUGGUCUUGAGAGCAGGCCUCUCCACCAUUCCGAUCCCACCGCUGGCGGUGAGCUUGCUUGAUGGAAGCCAGCAUGUAUGUAAUCAGCAAGCGCGACUUGAUGUUGUCAUUGCUGGAACGAGUUUAACGACAUCCUGGAGAUGUUUCGUGGUACCUGCGGUCCACAAUUUAGUAUUAGGCCUCAACUGGCAAGAGGUGGCCCAUCCCUACUACGACUGGAAGAACCGACAGCUCGUGUUUUGCAAGCAAUGUUUGAAAGCCCGUUCUGACGUUUGACAGGGAUCCGAGCGACCGUUCCAGUUGUGUGGAUUGCGACAGUUGCUGCUAGAAGCAAGCCACUCUGACCAGCCGAUUGGGCGGUUUACGCUUGCCAAACUAGAUCGCGCCAUUGCGUUGGAGGACCAAUCCGCCUCGCUCGCCUCGCUCGCAUGCUUCGCAGGCGAAACGGGCGAAACAGGCGAUACCGUCGCAACAGCGCCCAAAGGCGAUCAGAAGCCGUCGCCGGCACAGCUAGUGCCCCCAAAGUACCAUGAGUACUUAGAUGUCUUCAACCCCGUAGAGGCCAGUCAAUUGCCCCCACACCGACCUUUCGACCACAAGAUCGAGCUGAAAGCCGGGAAGCAUCCACCUUUCGGCCCGCUCUAUCCGUUGUCGGCCAGGGAGCUCACGGAGCUAUGGGAAUAUUUGGACACUAUGCUGGCAAACGGGUUCAUCCGCCGGUCGACAAGCCCAGCGGCAGCCCCCAUCCUCUUUGUCCCCAAGAAGGAUGGAUCCAUGCGACUCUGUGUAGAUUACCGGGGACUCAACGCGAUCACUGUCAAAGAUUGCUAUCCCAUCCCGUUGAUCGAUGAGCAGCUGGAUCGCUUGUCUCGCGCGGUGCGGAUGACGAAGCUGGACCUUCUGGGUGCCUACAACUUGCUACGAAUCCGUGAAGGCGACAAGUGGAAGACAGCUUUCCGUACCAGGUAUGGAUUGUUCGAGUACCUCGUCAUGCCUUUUGGAUUGUGCAAUGCCCCAUCCACCUUCCAAGCACUGAUGAACUACGUGUUCUGGGACAUGCUCGAUAUCACCGUGCUCAUCUACCUCGACGAUAUCUUGAUCUACAUGGCCAAAGGUGUUGAUCAUGAUGCCGUGGUGCGCGAGGUCUUGAAGAGACUGCAACAAUACCGGCUGUUCGCGAAGGCUAGCAAGUGCGAGUUUGACGUGGAAGAGGUCGAGUAUUUGGGUUUCUUGGCAUCGACAAAAGGAGUACGCAUGGAUUUGAAGCGGGUACAGACCAUUUGCGAUUGGCCGGCCCCCAAGAACGUCCACGAAUUGCAAGUGUUCCUGGGGUACGCCAAUUACUACCGACGCUUCAUCCCUGCCUACUCUCGCGUCAUUGCCCCUCUGACCGACCUGCUCAAAGGAAAGGCGGUCAGACCCAUCGCCUGGGAGGACGCGCAGCAAAAGGCUUUCGACGCUCUAAAGGACGCCUUCACGCGCAAACCUCUACUGCAACACUACAACCCUACUCUACCUGUCUUGCUAGAGACCGAUGCUAGCAAUCACGCAAUAGCCGCGACGCUGAGUCAGCCGCACGGAUCUCCCGUUUUGCCUGUAUCACUCGCAAAACAGGCGAGCGACGCAAAACAAGAAACGAUCGUCUGGCACCCCGUUGCAUACCGCUCUCGCAAGCUGAACUCCGCGCAGUGCAAUUACGAAAUCCACGACAAAGAGUUGUUGGCGAUCGUAGACGCACUACGUGAAUGGCGACAGUACUGUCUGGGCACACACGAGAAGAUCCAAGUUCAUACGGAUCACAAAGGCUUGGAGUAUUUCGCUACCAAGCGGGCCUUGACGGCGCGACAAGCACAGUGGAGCCUCCUCCUGGCGGACUACAACUACGGCAUCCGCUACAAGUCAGGAUCGCAAUGUCGGGUGGAUGGCCUUACUCGCCGGCCGGACAUGCAUGA
Messenger RNA from Ceraceosorus bombacis, 3148 nucleotides. The record is from the annotation of a GenBank genome assembly. NCBI's taxonomy places the organism in Eukaryota, Fungi, Basidiomycota, Exobasidiomycetes, Ceraceosorales, Ceraceosoraceae.